Messenger RNA from Guillardia theta CCMP2712, 505 nucleotides. RefSeq names its product small subunit ribosomal protein S24e, cytoplasmic (gene RPS24e). The transcript has 4 exons. Bases 16 to 441 code for a protein of 141 amino acids. Gene Ontology annotation, cellular component: ribosome. NCBI's taxonomy places the organism in Eukaryota, Cryptophyceae, Pyrenomonadales, Geminigeraceae. The record is from RefSeq and is a predicted model, not a curated record. Gene Ontology annotation, molecular function: structural constituent of ribosome. Gene Ontology annotation, biological process: translation.
AAGGGGAAGGCGAUCAUGUCGGAGAAGAGCUGCACGAUCAGGACAAGGAAGUUCAUCACCAACAGGCUCCUCGAGCGCAAGCAGUUCGUCAUCGACGUCCUGCAUCCUAACCGCGCCUCCGUCUCCAAGGAGGAGCUUAAGGAGAAGCUUGCUAAGAUCUAUAACGUACAAGAUCCGAAAUGCAUCUUCUUGUGGGGAUUCAAGAUUGCCUUUGGUGGACAGAAAUCAACUGGCUUCGGUGUGAUCUACGAUAACUUGAACGCCGCCAAGAAGUCGCUGUCUAAGCACCUUCUUCUUCGUGAGGGAAUUAUUCAGAAGCAGGCCGGAAAACUUGCUCGCAAGGCUGGCAAGGAAAGAAAGAACAAGGUUAAGAAGGUUCGCGGCAAGGAGAAGGCCGAAGUUCGCACUGGAAAGGCCGUCGCCAAGAAGAAGAAGGAGUAAAGAUUUUUUAUUGUUAGGCUCUGGUCGUGCUUCAAUCCAGGUUUUAAUGAAAACAACCAAAACC